AUGGGACUGUUUAGAUGGCCGUAUCCGGCGGAGUCUGUGGAAGGUUACUGGGGAGGUGUGACGUCGACGAUCGACUGGUGUGAGGAGAACUAUGUGGUGUCGAAAUACAUUGCUGAGUGGUCUAACACUAUCACAAACGGUACGUUUGUGAUCACGGCUCUGUAUUCUACGUGGUGCGCGUACCGCAGCCGGUUGGAGUUUAGGUUUAUACUGAUCGGAGUCGGGUUUGCCCUGGUCGGAGUGGGUUCGUGGUUGUUCCACAUGACGCUGCAGUACCACUACCAGCUGUUGGACGAGCUGCCCAUGAUCUAUGCGACCUGCAUCCCGACAUGGAGUAUUCUGUGCGAGACGCAGGACACGCUGACAAAGAACGGCGCAAGCAGUCCUCUUUCGAGACAGUUUUCCGUCGGGAUCAUCAUAUCCGUCGUGGUGACACUGUUGAGCUGGGUCUACCUGGUUUUCAAGAUCCCAGAGAUCCACCAGACCGUUUACGGGUUCAUCACGGUCUCGGUGGUGGUGAUGUCGGGGAUCCUGACGCACAAGUUUGUGUCGGACGCCGUUGCCAAGAAAAGCUUGUACCAAUGCAUGAGCAUCGGGAUUGUCACCUUCCUGCUCGGGUUCCUGUCGUGGAACCUGGACAACGUUUUUUGCUCGUAUUGGAUCCACAUCAGACGGAAUUUUCUCCAGCUGCCCCUCGGGGUGCUGCUGGAGCUUCACGCCUGGUGGCACAUUUUGACUGGCACUGGUAUCUACUACUACAUCGUGUACCUGCAGUAUCUGAGGGUACUGACGCAAGGUAGAGGCCGGGAGUAUGCCAUGAUCUGGAGAUGGGGGUUUUUAGCUGAGCUGGUCAGAAAAGACGCCCAGAUUACUACUAAAUAUUCACUUUCCCUGUUUGGUCCUCUCGUGGAACAGAGCUCGACCGAGAGUCGCAAAAAUAGGUAG
Torulaspora globosa is the source of this 945-nucleotide messenger RNA. It is a transcript of the gene YDC1, whose product is annotated as alkaline dihydroceramidase. NCBI's taxonomy places the organism in Eukaryota, Fungi, Ascomycota, Saccharomycetes, Saccharomycetales, Saccharomycetaceae. The coding region runs from base 1 to 945 and encodes 314 amino acids. The transcript has a single exon. Gene Ontology annotation, cellular component: endoplasmic reticulum membrane. Gene Ontology annotation, biological process: ceramide biosynthetic process; ceramide catabolic process. The record is from RefSeq and is a predicted model, not a curated record.